GUCCAGGCUAAGUGACAGGACACAAAAUCUUUCUGCAUUGUGUAUUUCCAGUGUCACCCAAGAUGGCAUAUUAUACUUUAGCUUUUAUAUAUUUGCUGUGUACCCUUACUGAUGGAGCAGUUGCAUCUUCCCCAACAAGAGACCAGGUUUUAUAUAUCAAGCUUAAAUCAGAUGAAGAGAUUCAAGUUAUCAAACAAAUAUCCAACCAAUAUCAGGCAGUUCUGUGGCAACCAAGCUCAAUUGAUGCUAUCGGAAUCAACAAUGAAAUCCACCUUUAUAUCAAUGCAACUAAUAUUGAAGAGGUGAAGACACAGCUGGCUACACGAAACAUCACAUACAGGGUAAUGAUUGAGGAUGUUGAACAGCUCAUAAAAAAACAAAAACACACAAAUCAGGUAUUUCGACCCCGUGGCAUUUCUUCUUACUAUGAAGCGUAUCAUCCAUUGCAAGAGAUUUAUUUAUGGAUGUCACAAAUUAUAAGAGCAUAUCCAUCCUUCAUUCAAAGAAUACUUAUCGGGCCAUCAGCUGAGAAACGUCUAAUUUAUGUCUUAAAGAUUUUCAGAGGUGCUGACACGCCAAAAGGUGCGUUGUGGAUUGACUGUGGUAUUCACGCCCAGGAAUGGAUAUCACCUGCAUUCUGCCAGUGGCUUGUGCAAGAUCUUUUAGAUACCAAGGACCAUGUGACCACUGACAUUUUAAAUUCAUAUGAGAUAUACAUCCUCCCUGUAUGGAAUGUUGAUGGCUACGAUUACACAUGGACAACGAAUCGUUUUUGGAGGAAGAACCUUUCCAAGCAUAAUAUGGGGCAAUGCAUUGGUACUGACCUAAACCGCAACUGGGAUGCAGGCUGGGGUGGUCAUGGUACAUCAAACAACCCAUGCAGUGAAAUAUACCGUGGACAAUACCCAGAGUCAGAACCAGAGGUGAAAGCUGUAGCUGCUUUCAUUAGACAGAGAUCUGAUCACAUCAAGUGCUAUAUCUCAAUACAUUCGUACUCUCAAAUGAUUUUGUUUCCAUAUUCCUACAAAACAUCCAAAUCGAAGGAUCAUAUUGAGUUGAAUUACUUGGCAAGGAAGGCUGCCAGUGCUCUAAGGUCAUUGCAUGGGGUCAGGUACACAUAUGGGAACUCAGCAGAAACAAUCUAUUUAUCUGGUGGAUGUUCGGAUGACUGGGCUUAUGACUUGGGCAUUAAAUAUUCAUUUACUUUUGAACUUCGUGAUACUGGGAAAUAUGGCUUUUUACUCCCACCUGAACUAAUAAAACCAACUUGUGAAGAGGCCAUAAUUGCUUUGAAAGAAAUCCUACACCACACCGUUCAAAAUGCUUGAACAACAUUGAUUAUUUUUUCAUGAACAUCAACAGAAAUGUUUGGAUGCAACUGUUCUCUGGCUUUUUUUAUGUGCAUGUACUAUAAUUUUGCUAGUUUACAAUCCAUUCCAGACAAUACUGUCAAUUUUGAAUCAAAAUAUUUUAAUUCUCCAAUUAUUUGAAUUUAACAAAUAUGUAAAUUUAGUGCUUAAAAUUUGAAUUAACUGACUGAAUUAAAAGUGUACACUAUUUAGUUUUUGGGCAGCGAGUUUCUGCAGGAGAUCAGCUAUGAUUUAAACUAGUUAGAUGUAUAUAUCUGAGAGAAAGAAUCAUGUUUAGUGAGAUACCAAAGGAAUUCCUUAGAUACUAAUACUGAGGCUGUUGCAAUGACCUAGGAAUUAUAUUUUUGGGGAUGCUUCUAAUAGAACAGGAAAAAUUUUCCUUAUUAAUCUAUUUUUGACUAACGUUUGAAGACAAAACAUUAUUGACCUGGCCGUGGCAUCAUGGAGCAUCUUCAAUAGUUUUGUCAGAAGAAAAAUUCCACAUUUGGAUUUUAAACUCCCUCUAAAUUUGACAAAUGUGGAGACUCCAACAUGUAACAUUGGUCGGGGAACUGCAAAGGAAAAAAAUUUUAAAAGAUGGUAAACUUCUUGUCUGAGAUGAAUGUACAAUGGCUCAGAAAGCAGCCACUGGAGAUUUAGAACAAAUGCUGCAAGAUCUUAAACACAAUAAUAAAUUGAUGGAAGAUGUUA
This is a messenger RNA of Pristis pectinata (smalltooth sawfish), 2060 nucleotides long. Its product is annotated as carboxypeptidase B2-like. Gene Ontology annotation, molecular function: zinc ion binding; metallocarboxypeptidase activity. The coding region runs from base 63 to 1328 and encodes 421 amino acids. The record is from RefSeq and is a predicted model, not a curated record. Lineage: Eukaryota; Metazoa; Chordata; Chondrichthyes; Rhinopristiformes; Pristidae. The transcript has 11 exons. Gene Ontology annotation, biological process: fibrinolysis; proteolysis.